Populus trichocarpa (black cottonwood) is the source of this 764-nucleotide messenger RNA. Its product is annotated as DNA-directed RNA polymerases II, IV and V subunit 6A. Gene Ontology annotation, biological process: DNA-templated transcription. NCBI's taxonomy places the organism in Eukaryota, Viridiplantae, Streptophyta, Magnoliopsida, Malpighiales, Salicaceae. The record is from RefSeq and is a predicted model, not a curated record. Bases 124 to 555 code for a protein of 143 amino acids. Gene Ontology annotation, molecular function: DNA-directed RNA polymerase activity; DNA binding. The transcript is spliced from 6 exons. Gene Ontology annotation, cellular component: RNA polymerase II, core complex; RNA polymerase III complex; RNA polymerase I complex.
GGCCGACAUUUAAAGCAAAGCCGACAAAGGUUUCCAGCUCUCUCCCAUUCCAUAGCAACAGACCGGGCUUUAGACCUUCAAAGAACUAGAGAGAAGCUUUGCUUCCAUCCUCACGAAUUUACAAUGGCAGACGAUGAAUACAAUGAUGUUGACAUGGGAUAUGAGGAUGAGCCGGCAGAACCUGAGAUUGAAGAAGGAGCUGAUGAAGAUGCCGAGAACAAUAACAAUGAAGAUGACACAGGGGAACCAAUUGAAACUGAAGAUAAAGAGGAACAGGCACCAGUGGAGCGGCCUCGUAAAACAUCGAAAUUUAUGACAAAAUAUGAGCGUGCCAGAAUUUUGGGUACCCGUGCACUUCAGAUCAGCAUGAAUGCUCCUGUGAUGGUUGAGUUGGAGGGUGAGACUGACCCACUUGAGAUUGCUAUGAAGGAGCUUCGUGAACGAAAAAUACCUUUCACCAUCCGUCGCUACCUGCCUGAUGGAAGUUAUGAAGAUUGGGGAGUUGAUGAGCUAAUUGUAGAGGACUCGUGGAAGAGGCAAGUGGGAGGUGAUUGAGCAAUCAUUAUUUGGUGAUUCAUGCUACCAUUUGAUCAAUUGAUAGUUUAAAGCCUUGUAUGAUAUGUAACCAAACAUCAAUGUUCUAAUUGCUCAGAACAUGACCUGUGAAACUAAACUGAAUAUGUGUGGUGUCAUGACAGUUUUUGAACUCUAGAAAUGCUUGUGAUUUCUAGAAAGAAAGGAAUGUGGGUGCUUUAAAUUUCAAA